This is a messenger RNA of Medicago truncatula (barrel medic), 990 nucleotides long. Its product is annotated as protein FERTILITY RESTORER RF2, mitochondrial. The record is from RefSeq and is a predicted model, not a curated record. Bases 228 to 719 code for a protein of 163 amino acids. NCBI's taxonomy places the organism in Eukaryota, Viridiplantae, Streptophyta, Magnoliopsida, Fabales, Fabaceae. Gene Ontology annotation, cellular component: chloroplast. The transcript has 5 exons. Gene Ontology annotation, biological process: chloroplast organization; thylakoid membrane organization.
UGGUGCCAAUUCGCAAGGUCUCUGAAAUUUUGGGGCCAAACUGCUUCUGAAGCUAUCCAUCAUCUUCCUCUUCCAAACCAUUGUUAGGGUUUCAAAUUUCUCACUCGGAGCUUCCAAAUUCAUCCAUAAUUCAACCCAAUUGCGCAACCAUAUCAUAGUUUUCGGCUGAUACAACUCGCCGUAUCGUAAUCCAUCAACGACUCCGCGUGUUUUCUGUCUGCACACCAAUGUUGGCUACAAGUGCAGUUGUAUCUUUGCCCAAAUUACCACCAGUGAGAAGAGGUGGCCACUGCGUGGAAGAGAAUGGUGUUUCUACAGUUAAAUUUCCAAGACGACUACAGACUGUUAAUAAUUCAAGAUCAUUAAGUUGUACACAGUUUCCACUAGGUAGAGGAACUCGUCGUUCUACUCAGGCAGCAACUAUAAUAUGUGCUGCAGCUUUGAAUGCAAGAUGUAGUGCAGAGCAAACUCAAACUGUUUUACGAGAGGCUCCGACAAUUACCCAUCUUCCAGGUAAGGAGAAGUCCCCACAAAUUGAUGAUGGUGGAAGUGGAUUUCCGCCUCGUGAUGAUGAUGAUGGCGGGGGAGGAGGUGGAGGUGGAGGCAACUGGUCUGGUGGAUUUUUCUUUUUUGGGUUUCUUGCUUUUCUUGGCUUCUUAAAGGACAAAGAAAAUGAAGAUGAAGGUUACGGUUACAGGGAUAACCGAAGAAGGCGGUGAUAGGCAAGAACAAAUGUAUGCUUUGUUAGAAGAUUUUGCUGUUGUAUUCUUUAAUUUCCUUAUCAUAUAUAAGUACUGUAGAAUAUAUUGGUCAACAGGGGAUUAUUCUAUAAGAUGAAGUAUCACUGAACUUUCUGUUACUGCUAAUCUGUUACCAAGGAAAAAGCUUAUAUAACGUAACGAGUAACAAAUAUUGUCAUUAAUUGUAAGAUUUGGUAGUGGAAUUGUUGUGAUAUUUGUGGUGCAUCAAAUUUUAAGUAGUUUUGAAGUA